Molecule: messenger RNA, 1709 nt
Organism: Homarus americanus (American lobster)
Lineage: Eukaryota; Metazoa; Arthropoda; Malacostraca; Decapoda; Nephropidae
Product: mothers against decapentaplegic homolog 6-like
Exons: 5
Coding region: 1-702 (233 amino acids)
Biological process (GO): regulation of transcription by RNA polymerase II; BMP signaling pathway; transforming growth factor beta receptor signaling pathway
Cellular component (GO): heteromeric SMAD protein complex
Molecular function (GO): transcription regulator inhibitor activity; I-SMAD binding
Source: RefSeq, a predicted model, not a curated record
AUGUCGGAUGGCGAAAAUAAGAUCCCCGCCUCCGCAUAUACUAGAUUCAACGUAGAACUCCUUAGACCAGAAGAUGCGGCGCCGAGCGAAGAAGUGGAGUGUUUGGUGGAGUCGCAGGAGACUGGAGGAACUCAUCAGUACGCCACCUACUCCACCCACGGGACUGGUUCAAUUCCUUGGUGCCAAGUAGCAUACUGGGAAGGUCGAGAGCGGGUGGGUCGCCUGUACCCAGUAUGCACACCUUCCCUCAACAUCAUGGGUAACACUCCUCAUGGGGACGGCCUUUCUUUAGCUUCCCUCUCUGCCCAUUCCCACACCUCUCCUUCUGAGCAAGUCAAAAGAACCAGGGAAAAAAUUGGCCUUGGUUUGGUGCUGUAUCAGGAGGGUGACAGAGUGUGGGUGUACAACCGGGCAGAUGUGCCACUCUUCAUCAACUCUCCAACAUUAGAUGGGGGAUUACACACCCGCGCCCACUUUAUUGUCCACAAGCUUCCUCCGGGACACAUUCUUAACAUCUUUGACUAUGACAAAGCCCGGCUGUAUCAAAAACUUCCUGUUCACCCAGACUUGUUGCAUGAGGGGCCCAUUGAUCAGAACGCUGUGCGGAUAUCCUUUGUAAAAGGCUGGGGGCCUAACUACCACCGUCAAGUGAUCACUGAAUGCCCAUGCUGGUUAGAGAUCCUUCUUGUGCCUGCAAGAUGAUGGCAUCACUGCCUGGUGCUCUCUCACUGCCCGCCCAGUCUUGACUCCCUUUGGUUGGCUGCUGGCCGGUCCAGCAGCUCAUUCAGUAGGGGCAGCAGAAACAGCCCUCACAUUGAUAAAUAUGUGUAGUGGAUGUGUUAAACCCACAUGUUGAAGCAGCAGGAAACAAAAGCAGCACAAAAGGGGCAGCUUUGAUAUUGUGUUGACCCAGCCAAGGCUAGUGUGUAAAGUUUAUCUGAGGACUGCUGUAACAAGGUGCACUUAGGUCCUGAGGAAAGCAUUGGUAAUGGAUCCUGUGCACCAGGAACCUCUUGACAAGUGUUACAGUGCAAGAUAUUCAGUAAUAUUGGGAUAUAUGAGUUAUUGUGACUCUUGUCACUGCGCAGAACAAUGUAGGUGGGUGUGAAUAUUUAGUGUGAGAUUAUUUCAGAUUGCAAUUAACGGGUCACAGUUUUGUUGGACAUUUUUCUGUGGUUAUCUUGCCAGUGAAUUGGGGCACCAUGUGUUAAAAGAUUUUUAUUGUAAUGAAAUCUAGUCUGUUUGUUAUUUUUGUUACUGUCUCCUAUCACUGUCUGUUUUAUAUUUACUAAUACAGUAUCCUCAAUAUGUAAUAAACAAAAUUUCUAAAUGAAGGUUGCCUUUACAAAAGCUAGAAUGCUUAGAUACAAAAUGGAACACCCUGUUUAACUAUUCCAAUAUAAUGUAAUAAGCUCUUCAAAUUUAGAGCUUUACCUCUACCUUUUGUGAAUGUGACCAGAAUGGCUUUUGUCCACUUAACUACAGAACUCGGCAUCUUGCAUAAUGUUUAGGUGUACUGUACAGACAAAUGCCGAAAAUAUUUUUAUAUGAACAAAGUUAGUGUGACAGUGAAACACAACACUUUCAUAAAGUGUAUGAUGCUUAGCAUAUAUAAUCCUGCCUCUUCUAUGCAUAAAGGUCUUUGUAUGCAAUGUGUUCCAUAAGAAGUAACAAGAGGCAUUGCUUUUAAAAUUAAAAAAAAAAAGAAA